ACCUUCGAGCGCUGCGUUCACUGUCAUUCGGGUCAGUUUCCGUUUUUCCUGAGCCCGCCGAGUUCUAAGAAGUGUCGUCGUGAGCAUUCAGCCGUGUUUUCUUCACGUAUCUUCACCGAGAAGUCAGAGUGCAUGCAAAAGGAAGUGUGUUCUAAAAGUGUGUUGUUUGGCGCAAUAUAAAAGUAAAUCCUUCCGUGGCCAUUCCUGAUUACACCCGCGCGUUCUCGUGUGUUUGGUGCUUUUUGAGGUGAGAGAGUGCGUUCGUGCGUGCGUGCGUAAAGUGUGCAAUCAACGUGUGCGUGUGUGUAUGUGUGUGUAAGGGAAGAAGCUAGAGGGGGAAAAAAGAGCUAGCCGCAAAAGAAAAGCAAGUUUUGCCCCAAAAUCCCUUUUCGGGCCCCACAGUGCGUUCAGUGUGUCGCUCGACGAGCGCCUAAAAAGCCUCUCCCUUUUUUCCUCCACGUGAAUCGUCCGAAUCGAAUCAGCUGAGGAGCCGGCUCGCACUAGAUUACCACAUAUACCCACACGAACUACUACACGAAACACACGAUCUCUCUGUAACUCUUUGUCACUCUCUCUCUCUGUCUCUCUGUCUCCUCUACUCUACAUACAACUUUCUGUCUGUUGAAGCAGACAAAAGCAACACACACCCUGUUCAACACCCCGUUCGACUGACACGAACCAACUCUUUGGAGUUGACAGAAAAAUAAACAUAAACACUCACUCAAAAACAGCCACAAAAGCAAAUUGCGAAAAUCGGGUAGCGCCUUCGAUUGCUGCCCGAAGAGGAAAAUUAGCGUUCAUCGCUGUGUGCUAGCCAGUCAAGGGCCAGUUAAAACACUCGCGCACCACACCAGGGCAGCCGCGCAGGCUACACGACCCAGGCACAACGAUCGCGUUCACACAGCAGCAACAUCCCCCCGGUGCCGGUGUGAUGAUCAUGGCGUCAUUCAACGGUGGCAGUGCCGCGGGCGGCGGCGGCGGCGGUGGCGGCGGCCAGGAUGGACCGCACAACAAGCGGCUCUGUACCGGCCAGGAGAUGAGCGAGGUGCCGCUCAAUAGUCGGAACAAUAACAACAACAUCAACGUCACAGACGAACCCCGCCGGAAGCGUGACGUUGCGACACGCCCGAACCAUAUCCUGCUGUUCACGAUCCUGAACCCGAUCUAUCCGAUCACAGUGGACGUACUGCACACGAUCUGUCAACCAAAUGGCCAGGUGCAGCGCAUCGUGAUAUUCAAGAAGAAUGGCGUCCAAGCAAUGGUCGAGUUCGACAGUAUAGAGUCAGCGACUCGCGCCAAAGACAGCCUGAACGGUUGCGACAUCUACUCCGGCUGCUGCACACUGAAGAUCGACUACGCAAAGCCAGAAAAACUCAAUGUUUACAAAAACGACAGUGACUCCAGUUGGGACUACACGCUGGAAAUAGCUGCCGCCACAGUCAAGGAGGUCGGUAAUGGACGCUCGCCCCUGCUCCAGGAUCCAACGCUCUUCGGUGGACGACCGCAGCCGUACAGUAAGUACCUUUCACCAUCACAUACACCCUACAACGAGUACUCUCAACCUACUCAAGGGACACGCUCAAGUCUAGAACCUGCUCUGCUAGGCGCCGGCGGAGGUAACGGUUUUCCGCCCAACUUUUCACCACCGGACUUCCAUCCGUCGGAGAACUGGAAACCGGCCGCAGCCGGCACACACGUCGGGCUCAUGAAGGAUCCUCCGUUGCCGCGUAAUGGACCCACCAACUUCAUCCAGCCAACACAGCAACAGGGCGCAGUGAUGAUGGUUUACGGACUCGACAAUGGAACCGCCAACACCGAUAAGCUUUUCAAUCUGUUCUGCCUGUACGGCAAUGUAGUACGGAUAAAGUUCCUGAAGACCAAGGAAGGUACCGCCAUGGUCCAGAUGGGUGACGCCAUCGCAGUCGAACGUUGCGUCCAGCACCUGAACAACAUUCCAAUCGGAAAUGAUGGCAAAAUUCAGAUCGCAUUUUCCAAGCAGAACUUUUUGUCCGAGGUCACAAACCCGUACACGCUGCCGGAUCAUACGCCCAGCUUCAAGGAAUACACCGGCUCGAAGAACAAUCGCUUCCUGUCGUUGACGCAGGCUAGCAAGAACCGCAUCCAACCGCCAAGCAAGAUUCUCCACUUCUUCAACACACCGCCAGGGCUAACCGACGAGCAGCUGAUUGCGGCGUUCAGCAACAACGAUUGCCACCCGUCGCAAGUGCGCAUGUUCCCGCUGAAAUCGGAACGCUCCUCGUCCGGGCUGGUUGAGUUCCCGAGCGUCGCCCUUGCCGUCCAGGCGAUCAUGAAGUGCAAUCACACCGCCAUCGAUCACAAAGGCACAAAGUUCCCGUUCAUCAUGAAGCUCUGCUUUUCGUCGUCCAAAACGAUGAACGGUGCGUGGAACAACGAGAACAUCGAGAACAUGAAGCAGGGUUCCGCCAUCCCGACGACGCCCGGCGCCGAGGAUGAACCGAUGCAGGCACGAUAAAUCGAUCGCCCACGAUGCUGCGUUCCCGCGAUCGCGAUCGCUACCAACAGUAACCGUGUGCUUUUGGGAGCAGGCAGAAGCUACCGGGGUCUUAUCCCGGUGCGUUUUCGUUGUUGAUGUGUGAUGCUAAUGAGCAGGCGAGAGAAGAAGCAGAAUCAAGCAGAAAAAUCGAUAUUAAUGCAUACACAAAAAAGUGUGCGAUCGCAAUUUCAUCCACCAGCCAAGAGAACAUUCACCUGUAAUCAUCGUAAAACAAACCAACCACCGUCUUUGUGUCGAAUAUAGGCAGGCAGGCAGUGCUAGCGCUGUGUCAAGCUGUACCCGCGCGAGUCACGUGUUUGUGUGAGGCGUGCGCUCAUCGCUCGACACACUAUCCCAACAUUGCGCUAUCCACAACGCGUAGAAUUAAGAGACAGACCGGCGCGCGUAACAUAUAGCUUCUGCAGCGUUCGUUCUAUGAGAUGAGCGCAAGGAUUCGUCCAGUAUAAUAGGGAGCGAUACAUACGCGCGCAGUGAGCAGUACGGUUUAGUAGGCGUUUUAGUUUAAUUAGCAACAGGCAGCAACAGUUGAGCGUUAUGGAAUGGCACGAAGAGAAAGAAGAGAUGGAGGAAAAAAACCACCGGAAGAAGAGUAGAGUGAAGAUUUGACGACACGACAGAACCAAGGAUGCAGAUGAAACACGGGAGCCAUUACCAUUUGUACACUAACAACGCCUAGUAUCGAAGGUGCCGAAUGCGAAUCCCUCCCCACGCCCCAGCUGCCCUAUUGACAGCAGUACAUCAAGCAUCCUACCCCCACUUUCUUUACCGCUUUACAAUCGAAUUCCCCCACAUCAUGCAACAAUCGUCACAAUCAAUCAAGAAAAGAAAAGACUAGGAGCUGAACACGAGAUGGCAAGCGAGCGGAAGCGACAGAAGAGAAGAUAUUACAGCUAGCAGAAUGAGAGAGCAAGAACGGCAAACGAGUGAAAGCUUUGAAACCAAAAAGUACGAGAAGCGGGGUAAGUAAGAAGGGAAAACCCCCACCUAAAAACGGAGGGCAAACAUUUCGAGCACGGGACGACCCCUCUAGGACUAGCUCAAGCAAACAUCAUCGCGUCCUGCUGUCCCUCGGAAUGGGGUCUUUCUUCUGCUCUGUGCAAAAUGGGCCACUGCUUGUGGUGCGCGCCGUGUGUUCGAUUUUUAGACAAUUAAGUAAGCAAAAUGCAGACCUAGACUUUAGCAACUGCGCAACAACAGCAACUAUUAUCUGUCCAAGCAUAUUAUCAUAUCCUAAUCCCUUAAUGUUGUUGCUUUCUUUUUUGUUUUUUGUUGUCCAUUUUAACUUUUUUCUCCUUCUUUUAGUUCAAUUUAUUUUUCCCGAUUUUUUCUUCUUUUCGUAAUUCCCAAAUUGUGUAUUUUUUUUUGCUGAAAGUACUCCUUCUUCUAUUAGGUACAUUGAUACAACACAACAAGAGAAAAGACAUUAUUUAUUGUUUACUAAUUUAGAAGCGAAAAUGCGUAUUAGAAACCGGGAGGGAGAAGUUUAAAGAACUGCGAAGAAGAAGGGAAAGCGAAGAGAGAACAAGCUGAGCGAAGGAUUCCCAGCUAGCAACGCUCUUUGCUCUCUCCUUCUCGCUCUCGAGCGUACCCUCUCUCUCUCUCUCUUUCUCUUGAUCGCCGUUCUGAAGGCCUCUCCCGGUACGCUUGUAUGUGAUGAACGAACGAACGAAUAUGGGCUUUGUGUGGCAGGAUGCGGAAGUCCUUCAGUGGCUGACCAUCGGUAUGAACGAGAUCGAGCGCAAGAUCAUGCCUGUGUGUGCGAGUGUGCGUGAGUGUGUGCAAGCGUGUGCAUUUGUGUAUACUGUUAGCGUCCACGCAUACGCAAUGAAAUGUUUUCUUCUGUUCUCUCGUUUUGGUCUAGUUUAUGUAUAGGUUCAGGCAAGAUUUCGAUAGAACGGGAUGGAAUCUGUACAAGUAAUGGGGAACGAAAACAACAACAAAAAAAUGGAAGAAAUUUAGCCAAUAGUGGGAUGAACGUGGCUGACAAAGAUGGCAUUAACAUGCAGUUAAUGUUAACAAUGUAUCCUAAAAUUGCGUCAUCAUGAACAAAUUAGAAAAGCAAAAUGGGACACGAUAAUUGAUAAUCCUAUACCUACAUACAUGCACACGAGACGCGAAUGGCGAAAGGUCACACACAAUCACACAAUGCGGUGUAACACUAGAAACGACGCAAACGCGCCACAUACACAUACACUCUCAAUACAAAAUACUAACAAAUAAUACACACACACAUACAUACACGUUUCUGGUUCGUUCGUAAGCAUUAUGAAUAGAGUUUAGAAAUUCCUUGAGAGAGGCUUCCGUGACUUCAGCUGACCUACCCCGGUAGCUGGAUGAUAAAAAAGGGGAUCCAUCCGGGAUAUGGGAUAUGAUACCCGCGUCCUUCGUGUUAGCAACAAGUUAGCAACGCCGCUGCUAACUAGACCAUCGGGAGCGAAUUGGGAAUAUCAAUCAACGCUUACUCAAUCGGUAGCGUUUGGAGGCCACCGCUCGGGACUAAAUUCAUUACACUAAGAGCCUACACAUUAUUUUUAGUAGUUUUUUUUUGUUCUUUUUUAAGAUAUUAACUUGUAAGCGUACGAGCUAAUCACACACACACAUACACUCACUUUCCAGGCAAGCACACCACUUCAAACACCCAGGAAUGUAGAGGCUGCUACGGCCCGAGCAAUAUAAGAGACCGAGCUAUUACAAGUACACUGCAGCAUGCAACAAACAUAUAACAACACCACUUAUAUAUAUAUAUAACAUAAACCACCAACCAACACCACCAACACCACACCGCACCGAACACACGCACCCGAGCCGCCAACGUUUCGAGGACAUUUUACACUGCGGAACCAAAAAAACCAAACCCCUUAACAGAAGCGCCACGCCACGCCUUUUGCUCCUUUAGCUUUUUUUGUUUUGUCCUAAAUUAUCAUCUUCAUUAGUCAUGUAGUCGUUUUUUUGUUUCUUUUCGUUUAACUCUUCAUAACUGACUAAGCGUUAGGGCGUUCGAUGUGUAAGACAAUUUUGUUAGAGCUUUUGUUUUAUGAUUACGAUUACGUUUACUAUUAUUAUUAUUAUUAUUAUUAUUAACUACAAUUACUGAUUAGACGAGUUAGGAUGAUUUUUUUUUUUGUUUUGUUUUUCGUUCGUUUAUCCUUAGGUGCAGCAAAGAUUUUCCUCUCACUUUCGCUUUAGUUCUGUUUGGGGGGGGGAUACAAACACAACAAUCCUUCUCCCCCCGUAUUCGUAUAUAGCGUAUAGGAUCAAAAGCAAACAAACGAGACAAAUGUGCAAUUUUUUUUGAGGAUUCAUAUCUUUUCUUGCUGGUUAGAAUUCGAUUUUUCGUUUAAUUUAAGUUGAGCAAUUCUUUUCGUUUCGAGAGAUUUUUUGUUUAUCUGUUUCAAUAAAGAAUAGAUGGAAUUUAGCUGGAGCUGGUGAGUUGGUUGCUCGUUGGCGUGGAAGAAAAGUCUGUGGAAGAAUUCGGGAAAAAACGGAACGAAGCGAACAUCUGAAAUCGAAGCCUGAACUUGUCGAACAUCUCUUAACACCCUUCCCUGGUUUUGAAAGAAACCCAUCCUUCUUAAUCCUCGUCCAGUUUUGUCUCUUUUCUCUUUUGAUUUUUUUUGUGUUUUUCUUUAGUUCUUGUCCACUUUUUAAUUUCUUCAGAAUCUACAUAUCCUAGCGAAAUUACUCGACCCGAAGGAAGCGCCGAAAACACUAGGCAGAGGAACACAAAAAAAAAACUUUAGGAAGAAAAUGAUUGCUGACCGGACCGGACAACCGGGAAAAAGGCCGGUGGAUGAUGUAUUUGGACGAAUCUUUAAGACGCGGCUCUCCUCUGAAAACGGCCGCUAUUGAAAAAGGGGCCUAGUACAGAGAAGCCUCCAGCGAAGCAGAGAAGAAUUAUACACCUACUUAUAUUUACACAGUGAAAAAGGAAAAAAAAGCCGUAAAGACAUUAGUAGCCAUGUAAGGACUGUGGGAAAAGGGAAAGAGAGCAUGCUUCCUCAACUGGCCUGGAACAGUUUUGAGAGUAGAAGCAGGUCCGGAUAGUACUACUGAUACUACUACUACUACUACUACCACUACAACAACAACUACUACUACUCGUGUGUGAGGAAGCUGCGUGCGCGCGUGCGAGUGUGUGCGUUUGUGUGUGUGUUGGAAACAAAUAAUCAAUAAUAAUAAUAAUGUAUAUGGUGGUCCAAUGUUGAAAUAAUAUCAUUUUACAGCUAAAAACAAGCAGAAACCGUAUCCUUAACCAAAACAAAGAGUAAAGCAAAAACCCUGUAGACAAGCGAAAGGCUAGAAACGGAAAGGAAGCAGCGAGCGAGAGUGUUACUUUAUUUACCCAAUUUUAGCGAAAAGAUAACGGGGGAAGAUUUUUAGAAGCUGUGUGAAGCACGCUCGCCCUAAGUAACCCACCAAGAAGGCGUCUGGAAAGUUCCAGCCGCUAGAACUCGAACGCGGGCCACAGACACUCAAUCUCAGCAAAGAUAUGCAAUCACUACAGUCCGUUUCGUUUCGUUUUUUUUUUUGGCUUCGUUGGGUUAGGUUUCUUAUGAUACCGAUUGUUAUGACUAGCUCUACCAAGGAGCUCCAAUACCCCCCAACAACAACACAAUCAAGCUAUAUACAGCUAGGAGGAAUCGAUACCUAAUGGAGGAAGCGGAUCAGACAGCUUCCAAGCAGCUUAGUAGACUUAUUUUAAAAAGGAUUGCAUUAAAGUUCGGAUCGGUUUAAUACUGCCCCACUACUCUCUCACAGGCUGUGGAUGUGUGUUAAAUGUACAUGUGUGCGUGGUGUGGUUGUGUGUUUCUUGUUGGUUAGAUUUUUGUUUAGGUAAAAUGGUGCAAAAAGGGGGUUCAGUAUGUAGGGUGCAAUUGUGCAAUCAGAAUCCUACCCAGGAAAUGGUUUAGUAAGCGUUAAGAAGGGCGUUUAAGUUUCAUUUACGUUAGGGGUUUUGAGGUCCUCGGGAACUCGUUGGAAGGUAUUUGCAGUCGCUUAUUUGACAGUUGCAAUCAUAUAAGGGGAUCUCGUAAGAGUACUGUGGAAUCUAUCAAUAUCGUCUACUCCAGACUGACUACCCGAAUAGUUCAUCAGUCUACAAAAGGAAAAGGAUAUUAAGGGCAUUUCUAACAGAAACGGAGGUCCUCAAAAGAAGCUCCAUGAAGCUCAUGAAGAACUACGUGAAGGCAAUAAUCCCCUUUAUGGUUGCAAUCAUCUCCUAAGCGCCUUUGAAUUCAAAUUCCCCUAUAGAACUGAGAGGAUCCUCAUGUGCGGUUCAAGCUUUCCCUCAGACAGGAUGCAAUAUUCCCUUAGCUGAAUCAAAACCCCCCGAGAGCAUCCGUUUCCUUCCAUUGCCUUUUUAUUCCGUAGCUUCGUUACCCUGCAAAGGGCAAAGCAAAGCAAUCGAGCAGCAGCAGUUAGUAAACGGGGAGUGGGAGAGGUUAGUAAACUAGUUCUUUGCUCAAUCAUCAAACAGCAAACCUCUCGACCGACUGACCGGCUGGUCUGGGUCCCCUAGCAGCAACUAUCGUUUUGCCACAAUUCUUGUGCAAUAAUCUAACAAUUCGUGGGGGUCAAAAAGGGGGCAAUCACGUGUUGUAUUGAACUAUUUAUUAAUUGCUAGCUUCAUAAGUAGACUAAUUUUCUUGUGUCCCACGUGUCGCCCCGAAACGGGGAACGGUCUGUUUCUGUUUUCUAACGUAAAAGGCGGCUGGCUGGCUCCUCCGUAAUCACUACUACCCGGUAUCCCCGGCGGAGGGUCGAAACCCGGGAUCCGGCAAAAUCUAUUCCCACCUUUAAUAUACACAAACAAAUACAAAACAGAGAGAGAGAGAAUAUCUACUUUAAAUAAACACACACAACAGUCAAAAAGGUGAGCCUAGGUGUGAAGAGUUAGGUGCGAUAAUAGUGAAUGUGCGUGUGUGGUUAUUAUUCUGCGAGUGGUGCGUACGUGUGCUUAAUACUAAACGAAUGCAAGGCGUUGGACGACUUUGACGAGGCAAAAAUUACGACAAUAUUUAAUGGUUGCGUUAGCUAGUGGGAAGAUCGUGAGUGUGAAGAUGAUCGAGUGGAGAUAUCGCAUAAAAUGGCGGGCGGAGAUGUGUUUUUUUUUUUUGUUGGUUUUGUUUGCGAACGAAUUGAACAUAUCCGAGCGCAGAGGAGACCUUUGUGUGUGUGUGUGUGUGGGAUUUUUCAUUUUCUUUUCACUCAAUUGUUCUAUUGUUAAUCAGGAAGAAGUGUUGUGUUUGUGACUUUGGUUCGUCCUUCCAUUUUGUCCUUACCUCCAUUCUGCUAUUAUCCCUGACGUUGCGCACCGGGGUUCCUUCGUUCUUCCUUCUUCCUGUCAGUGUUGUAGUGUGUAUGUGUGUGCGCUGCGCGCGGGAAUAUAGAAUUCCUUCGCCUGGACUCAGUGUCCAGGCAGUUCCAAUCCCCCCUCCCGGAAGUCCGGUUAAAUGAAUUAUAUUAGCUCUCUGCUUUAGAUUAGUGAUGGUAGUGUUGUAUUGAUAGUUUAGUGCGUAAGAAGGGAGGCCCGUUUACCAGCAUCCUCCUUGUCGGCUCCUUGUUCUCGUGAAGAUUGUGGGCAAAAACAUCUACACAGAGACACACACACACACGUAUCCGGUAAAAUCAUCCAAGUCAAAUUAAAUGUCUCCGUGGACAAUGGAGGAGAGCCGGGCAUUAUUGUGAGAAAAGGAAGGAUCAGACACAAUUGGUGUCUUUUUGUAAGUGCGUGUGUGUGCGUUCUGAUGAAAGGAAAGGCAAGAGCUAACAGACACACACACGCGCGCAGCCACAAUUAAGAUUGAUAUACUAUACCCUAGCAUUAUUGUAUUAAAAGAGGAAACAAAAAUCUUAAGAUGAAUUCUAAGCAAAAGUAGGCUAAAUGUUAGUACUAAAGAAACUUAUUAAAAAACAAAGUGAAAGUAAAGGUGGACAAAAUAAGGCGCGCUUUCUCGACUUGAGCAGAAAAAAAACAAGGAAACAAAAUGACAAAACUGACCAAGAGAAAGGAACAAGCUACAAACAAACAAACAUGAUACAGCUUUUCUGAGGUCAUAUAACAAGUGUUUCCAUGUUUAAAACAAUCGCCGAUUUUGAUAUAAGACACACACAAUCUAAGCAACCUGCGUGCUAUUGUUGUAAUAUCUCAAACCGCAAAUUGUUUUAAUCAUGGAGGCACUUGUUUCGUGACCUGGGAAACCCCUGUAACGAACCUUGCAUUUGCAAGAAAGAGACAACCUGAUUGAGAUUAAAAAAACUGCACCUUUUCCUACCCCCCUCUACAGAACUUAACUCUCCAGGUCCAAUGCGUGCGAAACCAAAUGGUGUGGUCCAAAGCCCUCUCGAACGGCCGAAACUGGUGGCGGCCAUUUUGUUUUCUUGUUUCUUGGUGGGCGAAGAGCUUUCCGGCUUGGCCGAACUCACGCUCACAAAGAAAUCAAAUGAGAAAACAAAACAAAAACGGGCCAGUUGUAAAGGCAAGUGUCAAUUAUUUUUCUCUAUAACAAAAAUACUAAUGCAAGCACACAAACACAGACACAAAGAAACAAAAAGGAAACAAAUGUAUAUGUGCCUACUCGGAACUUCAAACUCGAACUUCAGCACUCAAGCACACCACCCAAGAAACCGAAGAAACAAAGGUAUUGAGAGAAAUCUAAGAACUCGAUCCACCACACUGAACACACAACGGGACUAUUCAGUCUAGUAGACAAUGACAGAAAGAUGGACAGAACGGAAAGACGUGCCAAAAGAGAACGAAAGAGAAAGAGACAGAGAUGAACAGGAAGGGAAAGGAAAGUAUGAGAGUAACCUUUAUGUUCGUCGCUUAAAGGAAUGGAAGUUAGCUAAUUUUAAAUAAGAAAAACAAAGACGCAGCAGACAAAAUGGUAGCCAAUUUUAGCAAACUUGUUGUGAGUGUAUGCUUGCGGCUGUACAGGUGUGCGUGUGUGUGCGAGGUUAAGGCGCGAGUACACGAAUCGUGCGGGGCCGUCUCAUUGCAGCCUAGGCUAAAGAUUGUUGAUUUGCUUAGUUUUUGAUUCUCGUUUUUGUAAAUUUAAUUUAUUCCAAUUCAAUCGUGUGUAGUAUUUUUACACUCUCGCGAUCCUACUAUCGUACGUGACGAGCUGAUACGCAAACAAACAGAUCAUAAACACAACGAAGUCAACUGUUUCCGUUCAAUUUCUCAGUUUUGUUGAUGGGUCGGAAAAUUCUAACUGAAGCGUUCUGGUGGAAAAGGAUAAGCGAGAUAGGAGGGAAAUAGUUGUUGACUGGCAAGUCACGAAAAGGGUACUCAAAUGAUGCUCCACGAUGAAAGUUGUCAAAACAGAUCCGCUCGUUGACAGCUCGUUAGUAGUAACCAUUUGUCGGGGUAUUUGUGACGUUAAAACAUCGAAGUGAAAAAGACAACAAUACGCGACACAAACACUUACAUGCAACUCACACACACACACACACACUAACAGAAGGAUACUUGUAGUAAAGGAGAAAAGCAUCAACACACACACAUACGCAAACAGUAGACACAAGGAACAAAGCAACGUGUGUGGAAUAGUUCAAUGUGCCAAUAAGAGGCAAAGUAACGCUAGAAAAAAAAGCAGCAGAAGAAGAAGCAGAAGAAACAAAGUGAAGCAAGAAAAUCGGAAAUCCGGUGCGCGAUGGAAAAAGGGGGAAAAAACAAAAGAACGAAACACGAAAACGAAGGGAAA
Messenger RNA from Anopheles stephensi (Asian malaria mosquito), 11241 nucleotides. RefSeq names its product heterogeneous nuclear ribonucleoprotein L (gene sm). The record is from RefSeq and is a predicted model, not a curated record. Gene Ontology annotation, biological process: regulation of RNA splicing; mRNA processing. Lineage: Eukaryota; Metazoa; Arthropoda; Insecta; Diptera; Culicidae. The transcript is spliced from 15 exons. Bases 932 to 2494 code for a protein of 520 amino acids. Gene Ontology annotation, molecular function: mRNA binding. Gene Ontology annotation, cellular component: nucleus.